AUGGAGAUGCGUUUUUUAUUUCCGAAGCGGAAUCAGAACCGGAAACGUUCGAAAUGGUAUGAAACCUUCACAAAAUCGCGUUUCCAGAAUUGUGAGGUUUGGAAGCGUAACGGAAACACACGGUUCAUAGGUGAAAGCGUGAAAGUCAUUGAUCGAAACUUGACGUUAUACAUAUUUUUAUUUGAGUUAUAA
Molecule: messenger RNA, 192 nt
Organism: Eruca vesicaria subsp. sativa (arugula)
Lineage: Eukaryota; Viridiplantae; Streptophyta; Magnoliopsida; Brassicales; Brassicaceae
Source: the annotation of a GenBank genome assembly